AUGUUUGCCGACGACACAAAUCUAACCACUGCAAGCUUAAAUAAAGAAGAACUACAACGCCAACGGCGAUUAAAUUUCGACCUAGAGCUUAUGCACAACUGGUUGUUGGCCAAUAAAUUGACAUUAAAUAAAGAUAAAACAGAAUAUAUGCUAAUUGGUUUACACCAGAGAUUAUCGACUGUUGAAACUGACCCGAUCUUAGAAUUUGGGGAUACAAAAAUUAAGAGGGUUAAUCACGCAAAAUCAUUGGGCAUAAUUAUUGAUGAGCAACUACUUUGGAAUAAUCAAAUUGAAGCUAUUUCAGGCAAAGUAUCAAAAGGUAUAGGUAUGCUACGACGAAUAAAGAACUGUGUCCCCAAAACAACUUUGAUUAAG
Messenger RNA from Paramuricea clavata, 375 nucleotides. The record is from the annotation of a GenBank genome assembly. NCBI's taxonomy places the organism in Eukaryota, Metazoa, Cnidaria, Anthozoa, Malacalcyonacea, Plexauridae.